Messenger RNA from Ceratotherium simum simum (southern white rhinoceros), 2500 nucleotides. Lineage: Eukaryota; Metazoa; Chordata; Mammalia; Perissodactyla; Rhinocerotidae. The record is from RefSeq and is a predicted model, not a curated record.
UUUACUCCCUGCACAGCCCUCUGCGUCCCGCUCCCUCCGAGCCGAGCCAGGGCUGGAGAGCACAGCUUUCAGCUUGGAGAAGUUGUGGAAGCCACCCACAAAUCCAUUUACUGAAUUUAUGGAGAAGCCCUCAAAUGACGGAAGUCAUUCAGAAGAACUAUUUUCCCAUCUUAAAAGUAGACCAGAGAAGGAACAUUUACCACGGCAUGCCAGUGAAAGUCAUCUCAGAUGCCUAAAGCAGGACAUCCUAAAUGAAAAGACUGAAUUGGAAGCAACAUUUAAGGCAGCUGAGUUGGCAACCUGUUCUGUAGAAUUACUUUUGCCAUUAUUUAAGGACACCAUUGAAGAGAUUAGUUUUGAAAAUGCUAAUCUUUCUGCAUCCAAUUUGGAGAAGUUUUCUAAACAGAAGGAAAUAUUAACAAAAGAAUUAGACACUUUUAAACAAGUAAAACAAGCUUUAGAACAUCAUCUUAGAAAGACAGAAUACCAACAAAUAGGGGACAGUUUAUCCAGCAUGUUAGAGAAGCUAACUGUUAAUGAAAGUGAAAAUACUAAUCUUAAGAAGAAGAUACUUGAAAAGGAGACCUAUAUCCAGGAACUUUCUUGCUUGUUUCAGAAUGAAAAGGCAAAUGCUUUGAAAGCAAACCGUUUUUCACAAUCAGUAAAAAUAGUACAUGAACGACUACAGCUCCAAAUUCAUAAAAAGGAAGUGGAGAAUGAUAAAUUAAAAGAAUACAUAAAGAGCUUAGAAACCAAGAUAGCUGAAUGGAACUUGCAAUUGAAAAAGCAUAAGCAUGAGACUGUAGCAAUGAAAGAUUCAAGUAAACAAAAAGCAAUAGCUCUAAAAAAGGCAUCUAAAAUUUACAAACAAAGGCUUGAACAUUUUACUGGAGACGUUGAAAACCUUACUUCCCAAAUUAGAGAUCAGGAAGCCAAGUUGUCUGAAACAGUCUCAGCUUCCAAUGCCUGGAAAAGUCAUUAUGAGAAAAUUGUAAUAGAAAAAACUGAAUUGGAAGUUCAGAUCGAAACAAUGAAAAAGCAAAUCAUUAAUCUUUUGGAAGAUCUGAAGAAAAUGGAAGACCAUGGAAAAAAUUCAUGUGAAGAAAUUCUUAGAAAACUUCAGUCAAUUGAAUAUGAAAAUGAAACUCUGAAUCUUGAGAAUACAAAAUUAAAGACUACACUUGCUGCUUUGAAGGACGAGAUUGUUUCUGUUGAAAAUGAACUCUUAGAAUUGCAAGAAGUAGAAAAACAACAGAAAGCCCUUAUUGAAGUGUAUAAAACUCAGAUACAAAAGUUGCAAGAAGCAGCUGAAAUGGUGAAAAACAAAUGUGAAAAUUUACUACAUGAAAAUAACCUAGUAACAGAAAACAAAAAUAAAAAAUUAGAGAAGAUGAGAGGCCAGAUGCAGUCUCAUCUGAAGGAGUUAGAGCGCGUCCGCGAUUCCUUGACGGCGGCGGAGCGGAGGCUUCACGAGUGUCAGGAGAGUCUGCAGCAAUGCCAGGGGAGAUGUGCAGACCAGGCGCACACCGUUAGGGAGCUUCAGGGCCAGGUUGAUGGAAAUCACAAUCUUCUGAGAAAGCUUUCUUUGGAAGAGGAAAAUUUUCUUAUUCAGUUGAAGUGUGAAAAUCUUAAACAAAAAUUAGAACAGAUGGAUGUGGAAAAUAAAGAACUUGAAAAGAAGCUGGCAAACCAAGAAGAAUGUCUUAAGCACAGCAAUCUUAAGUUUAAAGAGAAAUCUGCAGAAUAUACAGCACUGGCCAGACAGCUGGAAGCUGCUUUAGAAGAAGGAAGACAAAAGGUUUCUGAAGAAAUAGAGAAAAUGUCAUCUAGAGAGAGGGCUUUACAAAUUAAAAUAUUAGAUCUGGAAACUGAGCUUAGAAAGAAAAAUGAAGAACAAAAUCAACUUGUUUGCAAAAUGAACAGUAAAGCACAACAUCAGGAAGUAUGUUUGAAAGAAAUACAACAUAGUCUUGAAAAGUCGGAGAAUCAAAAUGAGAGUAUUAAGAAUUAUUUACAGUUUCUUAAAACUUCUUAUGUAACAAUGUUUGGAUAAAUUAUUGAACUUAUUUUCUAUAAGCAAUAGGUUUUUACUGUGAGUCUAAAAAGUGAUUAGGUAAAAAAUAAAUAUACUAUCUGUUGUUAUACUUUAUGAUUUAUGGGUGGUAGUAUUAGAAUUUUUAUAUAAAGAUUUUUGAAACAUAAUUUAUUGUCCAAUUGAAACUUUAAAACAAGAGAGAUGUUAGUAUUCCUUUUUGCUGGAUAAUUUUCACUUAGCUCUGGUUUAAUUCCUGUUUAAAUUAUUUUGGUUUUUAGAAUAUUUUUCACACACAGAUAUACAAAAGAAGCCAGAAUCAUUCUUUGUGACUGUCUGUAGCCACCAUUCAAGUGAAUUUGUAAUAAAUCUAGGCCAAUUAUCAGCCAAAUACAUGAUUUUAAAUAAUGUAUAUAAUUAUUUUACAUUGUGGUGCUGUAUAGAUAUAAUAAAGGCAAAUAUUCUGGA